CACACGUUCUACUCCAUUUGUCUUUUGUUUUGUUUUGAUAUGUAAGUAAACUACUGGUUUAAAGAUUAUGAAGUUUCUUGCUUAUUUCAUUCCAUAAAUGAAGGACAGAUGUUCAACAGAUUUCACCACUGGGCACUGAUUUCUCUGAAUCCUCCAUUGCAUUGACAUCUGCUUAGCCCCUCCUACUAAUACAUAGGCAGCAACAUCUUUCUCAGAGAGAGGGCACACAGUCCGAAAACAUCUGGACCAUAAGAAAGAAGAUCAAUGGAUCAGAGCAACAUCUGAUGUACAGACUUUUUUUUUUUAACGUUUGCAUUGUUGCAUUUCUUUAAAAUUGGCUCUGGGGUGUCCAUAAUCAUAUUCAUAUUCUUGAGGCUCAGGGCCCAUUCUCAUGGUUGGCUCAUAUACUCACCCAGAUGUUUUCUGACUCUUGCAAAGUUUCAGGGUUCUUUUUAUUUUUCUGAGAAAGUGAUGGCUCUAUCAGCUCCACUUCCCAAGCAGGACAACCAAUAGCUGCUGCUGUCCCCUGCCAUACCAAUCUCUCAGACCACAAGGCUUCGUCUCAGUUGACAGUGCAAGGUCAGAAGAAGCAGGGAAGGAACUAGCGCAAUAGUUUUCCAGUCUGGUUGUACAUUAGACACUGGGUCUGAACUGUCACUCUGUGUCAUGUAGAGAACAUGCUGUUUUAGUGUAUUUACUCCACCUGUUGACAUAAGCUGCCUGGUGAGUGUCAGUAUUUGAGUUUGAGCAUCCUGCUCUUUUGGUCAACUUCCUAAUAACAUUUGUAAUUAAUUAAGCUUAUCUCUUCAGUUUCUGUAUAUUCCUGGGAGGUAAGAAUGAACUAUUAACUCAAGGAAAAUAGGCUUUCCUUUAUGUGUGGAAACUGCAGGGGCUCAGUAACUCAUCCAAAAGUAUAAAACUUCUAAGUGAUAUCACAGAAAUUCAUACCUUGGCCUUAAAGCGUGAAUCCAAAGCUGAAGCUUUGGAGCUAUAUGAUACAUUGCCUUCCCGAUAAUCUUUAUGGCCGUGCUCCAUCACGCAGUGUUUCCCCUCCACCUCAGCUGUGGGGAGCUGGAUAUCAGGAAAUGGGGCCAAUUGCCAGACAAGGCUCAGGAACACUGCCCUUGUCUUUGUUAAAGCCUGUGGUGAAUACUUGACUCCUGCUAAUGUCAGGCCAGGAAUAUGGCUUUGUUGGCCCUGAGAACCACACAUUUCUGAGGUCAUUGUGAGGUCAUCGUUUCUGGCAUGGCAUGUAUGUGUAGCUGGGCUCUCCCUAUGCUGCACACGGGCCAGCUCCUAUUAAAGGGACUUGAGCUCCAUUCCCAGAGCUGCCAGACAGCUGAGAUGGGGAGACUGCUGCUGUGGGUUGGCCUUGUUCUUCUGACGAAACACAAUGAUGGUACUGCCUACAAGCUGGUGUGUUAUUUCACCAACUGGGCUCACAGUCGGCCAGACCCUGCCUCCAUCUUGCCCCAUGACCUGGACCCCUUUCUUUGUACACACCUGAUAUUUGCCUUUGCCUCAAUGAACAACAAUCAGAUUGUUGCCAAGAAUCUCCAGGAUGAGAAAAUUCUCUACCCAGAGUUCAACAAACUCAAGGAGAGGAACAGGGCACUGAAAACACUGCUGUCCAUCGGAGGGUGGAGCUUCGGCACAGCACGGUUCACCACUAUGCUGUCCACACUUGCCAGCCGUGAAGAGUUUGUUGAUUCAGUCGUAUUCUUCCUGAGAACACAUGGCUUUGAUGGGCUUGAUCUCUUCUUCUUGUACCCUGGACUCCGGGGCAGCCCCAUGCAUGACCGGUGGAAUUUUCUCUUCUUAAUUGAAGAGCUCCAGUUUGCUUUUGAGAAGGAGGCACUGUUCACGCAGCGCCCAAAGCUGCUGCUGUCGGCUGCUGUCUCUGGCAUCGCAUACAUCAUUCAAACAUCUUAUGAUGUGCACCUUUUAGGAAGACGUCUGGAUUUCAUUAAUGUAUUGUCUUAUGACUUACAUGGAAGUUGGGAAAAGUUUACAGGACACAACAGUCCUUUGUUCUCCCUUCCUGAUGACUCCAGAUCUUCGGCCUAUGCUAUGGAUUACUGGAGAAAACUUGGGGCACCUGCAGAUAAACUUAUCAUGGGCUUCCCUGCCUAUGGACGUACCUUUCAACUCCUCGAAGAAUCUAAGAAUGGAUUGCAGGCUGCCUCAACGGGACCAGCAUCUCCUGGGUAUUACACCAAGCAGGCUGGCUUCCUGGCUUACUAUGAGGUUUGUUCCUUUAUCCAGAGAGCAGAACAGCGCUGGAUUGAUUAUCAGUAUGUCCCAUAUGCCUAUAAGGGGAAGGAGUGGGUUGCCUACGAUGACACCAUCAGCUUCACUUACAAGGCAACAUUCGUGAAAAGAGAACAUUUUGGGGGUGCCAUGGUGUGGACACUGGAUAUGGACGAUGCCAGGGGCCUUUUCUGUGGCAAUGGCCCUUUCCCCCUUGUCCAUAUAUUGAAUGAGCUCUUGGUGCAGGCAGAGUUCAACCCAACCCCUUUGCCACAAUUUUGGUUUACAUCGCCUGUGAAUUCCUCAAGACCUGGCUCUGAGAGUCUGCCUGUGACAGAGGGGUUCACCACUGAUACUGUAAAGAUUUUAUCCCCAGGAGAAGCUAUGGCCACCGAAGUCCACAGAAAUGAAAAUGUGACUACAGUCCCUAAUGGUGGAUUCGUGACCCCUGAGGGAACAACGUCUCCUGCAACACAUGUGGUAGCUCUAGAAAGUAGCACUGUGGCUCCUGAGGCAAAAGCCACAACCUCACUGGACCUUCCAUCUGAGACCACUACUGGGAAGACAGUGACAGCCCAGACACAGACAACUAGGGAAGAGACCAUGGCCACAGUGGGUAAUCAGUCUGUGACCCCUGGGGCGGAGACCACGGCCACAGUGGGUAAUCAGUCUGUGAUCCCUGGGGCGGAGACCACGGCCACAGUGGGUAAUCAGUCUGUGACCCCUGGGGAGGAGACCAUGGCCACAGUGGGUAAUCAGUCUGUGACCUCUGGGGCGGAGACCACAGACACAAUGGGUAAUCAGUCUGUGACCCCUGGGGCGGAGACCAUGGCCACAGUGGAUAAUCAGUCUGUGAUCCCUGGGGCGGAGACCACGGCCACAGUGGGUAAUCAGUCUGUGAUCCCUGGGGUGGAGACCACGGCCACAGUGGGUAGUCAGUCUGUGAUCCCUGGGGUGGAGACCACGGCCACAGUGGGUAAUCAGUCUGUGAUCCCUGGGGUAGAGACCACAGCCACAGUGGGUAAUCAGCCUGUGAUCCCUGGGGUAGAGACCACGGCCACAGUGGGUAAUCAGUCUGUGAUCCCUGGGGUAGAGACCACAGCCACAGUGGGUAAUCAGUCUGUGAUCCCUGGGGUAGAGACCACAGACACAGUGGGUAAUCAGCCUGUGAUCCCUGGGGUAGAGACCACAGACACAGUGGGUAAUCAGUCUGUGAUCCCUGGGGUAGAGACCACAGCCACAGUGGGUAAUCAGCCUGUGAUCCCUGGGGUAGAGACCACAGCCACAGUGGGUAAUCAGUCUGUGAUCCCUGGGGAGGAGACCACGGCCACAGUGGGUAAUCAGCCUGUGAUCCCUGGGGUAGAGACCACAGCCACAGUGGGUAAUCAGCCUGUGAUCCCUUGGCCAGAGACCACAGACACAGUGAAUAAUCAGUCUGUGAUCCCUGGGGAGGAGAUCAUGGCCACAGUGGGUAAUCAGCCUGUGAUCUCUGAGGAGGAAACCACAGACACAGUGGAUAAUCAGCCUGUGACUCCUGGAGGGAUGGAUACAACUCUUGUCUAUCUUCAGACUAUGACUCCCAGUGAGAAGGGAACUUUGAGGAAGAAGGCUGUGGUCCUUGAAAAGAUCACUGUUCCCCCUAGAGAGAUGUCCGUUGCACCUAAUGGGCAGAGCACAGCUCUAAAGUGGGAGAGAUUGAUUACUGAAGUGGAGACUUACCCCCAGAAUGGAUGAAUUGGUCUUCAUGUAGCAGCGGAGAACAGAAUGCUGUCCUCCAACACUAUUGUCCUGUUCCCAGGAUACGCUCCUUUCUCUUUUGAAAAUGGCUUCACUCUUAUUGAUGGAAACCACUGCUUUGUCAACACCAUAGCCCUUCUAACAAAUCUCCUCUCUCUUACAAAAAGAACACCCAGAACACUCUGUUACAGAUCAAAGAUCAUGAGCUCCAUUGGUGGCAAAUCCCCGGGAAAAACCCUUGUUUUUUUCUUCUGUGUGAUAUAACAGAAGUCACCUCAUGCUGCCACCUAUGAACCAUUUGUGGGGCAAAGCUGGCACCAAAGCCACCAUGGGGCAAUCUUGUUUUUGUCUAAUAAACUGGAAGCAUGAGAAUCUU
Peromyscus eremicus (cactus mouse) is the source of this 4363-nucleotide messenger RNA. RefSeq names its product oviductal glycoprotein 1 (gene Ovgp1). Gene Ontology annotation, biological process: chitin catabolic process; carbohydrate metabolic process. The record is from RefSeq and is a predicted model, not a curated record. Gene Ontology annotation, molecular function: chitinase activity; chitin binding. The transcript is spliced from 11 exons. Bases 1246 to 3984 code for a protein of 912 amino acids. NCBI's taxonomy places the organism in Eukaryota, Metazoa, Chordata, Mammalia, Rodentia, Cricetidae. Gene Ontology annotation, cellular component: extracellular region.